Callorhinchus milii (elephant shark) is the source of this 3849-nucleotide messenger RNA. RefSeq names its product ras-related protein Rab-5C. NCBI's taxonomy places the organism in Eukaryota, Metazoa, Chordata, Chondrichthyes, Chimaeriformes, Callorhinchidae. Gene Ontology annotation, molecular function: GTPase activity; GTP binding. The transcript is spliced from 6 exons. The coding region runs from base 294 to 944 and encodes 216 amino acids. The record is from RefSeq and is a predicted model, not a curated record.
GGGGGAGGGGGAGGAGAGGGGGAAAAAAGGCGGAAGUGAAGGCCUGAGCUCGGGGCCUGGGGCUCAGUUUCGCUUAUGUUCGGAGGGCGAUAAGAGAAGUCGAGCGGGAGAGAGACACACAGAGAGAGGAGGAGAGACACCGCCCUCCCUUUGCUUCCUUCUGGCUCUGACUCGCCUCUGCGGUAACUGUCUGUGUGUGGCGUCCUCCUUGAUCUUGGCCUCGCACGGAGCUCUCUGCCAUUGGCCGUGCGUGUUCUGGGAAGAGUUCCGACAGGGGUCUUGCACUUUAGGUCAUGGCGGGUCGCGGAAACACAGCUCGAUCCAACGGGCCAGCCGCUGGGAGUAAGAUCUGUCAGUUUAAACUGGUUCUUCUGGGAGAGUCGGCGGUGGGCAAAUCCAGCCUGGUAUUGCGCUUUGUGAAAGGACAGUUUCACGAAUUUCAAGAGAGCACAAUCGGAGCUGCCUUUCUAACACAAACCGUCUGCUUGGAUGAUACGACGGUCAAGUUUGAGAUCUGGGACACAGCCGGACAGGAGCGGUAUCACAGCCUGGCACCGAUGUACUACAGAGGGGCCCAGGCUGCCAUUGUAGUUUACGACAUAACUAACACAGAGACAUUUACACGAGCCAAGAACUGGGUAAAAGAGCUCCAGCGGCAAGCCAGCCCCAAUAUAGUCAUCGCUCUAGCCGGGAACAAGGCUGACCUUGCGAACAAGAGAGCUGUUGAAUUUCAGGAAGCGCAAUCCUAUGCAGACGACAACAGUUUGCUGUUCAUGGAAACCUCAGCAAAGACAGCUAUGAAUGUAAAUGAAAUAUUUAUGGCCAUAGCCAAAAAGCUGCCGAAGAACGAACCACUAAAUGCAGGUGGAACUGCGGGCCGGAGCAGGGGUGUGGAUCUGCAGGAGACCAAUCAGCACAGCAGGAGCCAGUGCUGUGGAGCCUGAGACGGUAGCUGACAGAUGUCUUCACGACCUGACCCGACCCACCCUUACCCCACCCUCAACCAGGACUCCCGCCCCCCCCACCCACUCCCCUCCUUACCACUUGCACUUACCGCCGGAGCGACCUGCGAUCGCUGCGUUAAUUCUCCGCACCACUCUCUCCCCAUCAGAAAGAUUAUAUUAUUAAAAAAAAAAAAAUUUUUUUUAAACAAAUCAAUUAGCCAAAUCUUAAAACUCACCCCUUUUUAGGAAAAACUUUACACUUUCUCUCUUCCCUCUAAACCCAGUGGCGGAUGCAUGCACCGGUUAUAUUACCCCCCCACCCACCCAAAUCCCACCCACUUCAAAUGGGACGAUUCCUUCACUUGGGACUCUACAAUCGUGUGUGUUUUAUUCCGGUGAGAGGAAAAACAAAAUCAUUUAGAAGUAUGAUGAGGUAUGUAUCCUGAUGAAAUCUCACAUCUUAAAAGAAGUUCGUGCAGCUCACCUCCCCCCACAGCCCCUGCCCAACCCGCUUCCCCUUUCCUCACCCACACCCUCCCAACAAAUCUGUGACCUGUGUUCAUUGAACUUGAAAUCGGUUGUCUAAAUGCUUGUGGUCUUGACCAAAUCAGAAUUAUGAAUACUGAGCAGGGCUUUCCUCUUUGUAUUGUAAGUUUUAUUUUUUUUCCCCCCCUUUUACCGGGGUAUUCAAUCAGUGAAUCAGUUUUGUCGAUAACAGCACCUUCCAAUAUAUCUUUUUUUUCCGCACGCUCGCGCUCUCUCUCUCUCUCUCUCUUUCUCUUCCUCUUUGUGUUUUGAAGGCGCAAAGAAUUUACCCUCUCGGUUUCCAGUAUAAUGCACUAUUCUGUUCAAGAUAUUUUGCAAUAACUUGUACAUUUUUUGAUGUCUUCGGAGGCUGUGUUAUCACUAAUGUCAGUAAUUAACUGCUCUCGCACAGUGCUCUGAUGUGGAGCACAUAGACACCCACGCGCACACACACACACACAGACACACACACACACACAGAGACAAACACACACAGAGACAUGUGCUGUGACUGUUAACAUUCAAGCCAGCUUGUCUGUGUAAAGAAAACCCAACCUGUAAUUCCAUUUGACAAAUAAAAUCGAGGGAGGUAUCAAUUCAACUCAACCCCAGUUUGAAUCUCUGUAAAAUGUUACGAGUGCCUCGAUUGCCUUGAAUCUAUCUUAUCUACAUAUAUCUCUGCCCUUUGUAUCUCCUGUGUAAUGAAGUGUUGACCAAUCUCCACCUCUGCAUAUAUUCGUAUGAUGGAACUAAUUCUUGUAACUACUUGAGAUAUAUAAAAAAAAGUGUGCUUCAAAAACUGUGUUCGCUGGAAGUUUUCAAAUCCCUUUGUGGCCUCCCUACCAUCUUACCCCGACCCAAAACCCACUGCCUCCAGCCUCCUCUCGACUGGCUCCGGCCUCCUUUAUGUCCCUCGUGCCCUCCGUUCCACCAUCGGUAGCCGUGCUUUCAGCCACUACCCUCUGAAACUCUGGAACACCCUCCCUCUAUCCUUCCGCCGUGCCCCUUACCUCCCCCAUCUUCAGGUCGCAACUGAAGACCCUCCUCUUCGACCGUGCCUACGGUCACCUCCGCCCCCACCCCCCCAACCGGUCUCGAAGUCAUGCUCCGCCACUGUCAAGUGCUCUGGGACUCUACCCUGCGUGAGGGGGCGCUGUGUAAAUGCGAGUUGUUGUUGGAAGUAUUGAUUCGCAUUCCCAGGGUGUUUUCUUUCGGAACGCUUGGAGCCACAGUCGAAUAAUUUUUUAUCCACGGUGAGAACUGUCAACACACUGACCUUUAAAUCAGUACCGGCAUUGCAGUUGUGGGCAAGUGCUGCGGGCAAGUGCUUAACCUGCCAGUGUUUUGCUUUCAUUCCAACUCUACCAAAAAAAAAAAAACUUUUUGUUAACGCAUCCUGAUCUGUCUCUGCCCCACCCUAAUUGGCCCUUCAACAUGUAACGUGGGCAGCUUUCUAAGAACCAUUGGUAAUUUAGAAGCCAAUGGGACCUUUUGACUGUUCCUCCGCUUUAAUCUAUAAAAGCAUCAAGCUCCUGCCUCUUCUGUCCAUUACCCUCGCAGGGACUCUUGUCUGGCUGGGAGCAAGUGUCCCUCUGGUUCAAGAUUGGCUGAACAUUUUCCAUCACCUCGUUGCUUGUCAUGUUUAUGAGGGCGGUGUCUGGCAGCAACCUUUCGUACUGAUCUCUUGAAGUGAGUUCAGUGGUGUGACAGAGGUGAAUUGACUGAUGUGUAGGCUGGUUGGGUGGAGAAAGUAUGCAUCGGCUUCUAUCAGACUGGAAGGAGGCAAGCUUCUACGGGGGAAUGAAUUAUAACAAUAAUGAUAACCCUGGCAUUUGAUACAGCGCCUCAUCACGUCUUCGAGACGUCUCAAAGCGCUUCACAGGAUACACUGUAAAGCGAAUUGACUGUAUAUUUUGUGGGCGAAACGCGGCAGCCAAUUGCGUACAGCGGCGUCCCCACAAUCAGUGGUGGAUUGAGCGACCAAAUUAUUAUUUUACUUACCCAAUGUUGCCUCAGCUGUUUUUCCGAAUGAAAGACGCUAUCUUACAAGCUGAAGGAAGUUCUGCAGUGGUAACAAAGACGACGUCUUGCAUUCAUGUAGCGCCCCUCACGACGGAGGGUGUCUCGAAGCGUUUAAACCAGUGAGUUGGAAUUCAAGCAUGUGCUGGGCAGGCAUCUUCUUACGUAGAGUUUCAUUCUUGUGUGCGGUUCAAGAGCUUUUUCUGGACUUGACUCUCAAAGCUAUCUCACUACUGUACUGCUCUGUGCUGGUAAUUUUUAACAAGUUGAUAUGUAGAUCCUCUUAACGCACCGCAGUGCGAAACAUAACUCCCAACUGCGUUCAUGUGAAAGCUGCGGUAUUAAAAUCCUAUAGAAAUCA